AUGAUUUGUGCACUUGAAGUACCAGAACAACUCGGCGGAGCUGCUGUUACACUCAGUUCUGCUACUUUUCUCCAUUUUGUUUUCAAAAGAAGCCAAUGGCGUUUAGGAUGGGUUGAGAAGUUCCAACCAUCGUUGAACCAGCAUGGCCCCGAGAUAACUUGGAGUACGGAGAAUGCACGACAGCAUCAUGAUCAGGCUGUCCGUGUAACAUCAAGUUGGAACAUGGGCUUUCUCAUCCUGACAAUUCAGGGUCCACUUCCAUUCAACCAACGAAAUCUGGACGAUGAGACGGACCGUUCCGGUCGCGGCGAUCGCGCCUUAUGGGGAAAGGAGGCCGGUCAGUCUCCCAAGCGGGCCAAGCGGACUUUUUCUCAUCUUAGAGGAUGCCUCAUGGCCUUCACAUGGACUUCGGGUAUACUCCGUAAUGGCUUCCUGCAGGUGUUAGACGUGCAGCAUCGAGAUUCAAGGCCCAAACUAGGAAUAUGGAACAAGGGUAGUGUGGCGAUGGAUGGCCUUAUCUCGGACAAUUAGGUUACCACAAAUAACACAGGGCCAAUGAAUUCAAAAAGGCUGCUUCUGCAUGAGAUGACAGGGAAGAAGACGCCAACCGAGAGUCAUCAACUGGGAUUCACAAAACAAUAAAGUAUAAUUUACAGCCC
Xylona heveae TC161 is the source of this 659-nucleotide messenger RNA. RefSeq lists its product as hypothetical. Bases 1 to 531 code for a protein of 176 amino acids. The transcript is spliced from 2 exons. Lineage: Eukaryota; Fungi; Ascomycota; Xylonomycetes; Xylonales; Xylonaceae. The record is from RefSeq and is a predicted model, not a curated record.